AUGGAUCACGCUGAGCUGAAAGGCCUAGCAUCCAUUUCGUAUCCUAAGGACGUCUACACGGCACUGGAUUCAGAGACCCAAGAAUUCCGGCUUCUCGUGCUAGAACAAGCACAGGAAAAGGAUGAUCCGGUACAUUGCUCCGUUCGCAAGGUGUCACUGCUUAGCACGCCUCCGCCUCUGUACGAGACCGUCUCCUAUGUCUGGGGCGACACGGAACUCAAAAGCGAGAUAUUUAUACAUGGCCGAACGACCCUGGUUGGCUACAGCGCUGUCCAGGUACUACGACGUUUCCGUGAGAGAGGCCGCGAUCGUGUGCUCUGGAUCGAUGCUGUGUGUAUCAAUCAGCAUAAUGAUGAGGAGAGAAGCCGGCAAGUUGCCAUGAUGGCGGACAUCUACUCCGGUUGCACAGGCGUGCUCAUCUGGCUCGGAGAAGAUAAUGGGUUUGCUGAACGAGCCAGUUUGGUGAUAGAUGCAGUCGUCGAGAAUGCGAAGCUGCACAUAGAUGAUCUCCAUCAGCUCGCAAACGUGUGGGAGCCUGGAUUGCCAGUCAGCGCUGGGGCGAUUGACAAGACCAUCGACCUGGAGCCUUUCUAUCAGUUGUGCUCGAGUCCAUGGUUCACGCGCCUGUGGGAAUAUCUGCGGCGCGCUGAUAAGCCUUUGUGUCAGUGA
Messenger RNA from Recurvomyces mirabilis, 669 nucleotides. RefSeq lists its product as uncharacterized. The record is from RefSeq and is a predicted model, not a curated record. Lineage: Eukaryota; Fungi; Ascomycota; Dothideomycetes; Mycosphaerellales; Teratosphaeriaceae. The transcript is spliced from 2 exons. The coding region runs from base 1 to 669 and encodes 222 amino acids.